UCUAUCACUGCAAAAUGACGACUUACAAUGACAAGAUAGCUAUUUCUUUGGCUGUAGUUUUACUAGYAGUUUAUGGAUUGUAUAAAUUCUACCACGUCUCGUCACUUCCAUCGACGACACAGCUUGGAAAUGACAAGCAAAAUAUGAAAACUGGUGAGGAUUUCUUGCUWGCCCCAGGAAAUGAUUCUAAAGAGAGGACAACGGUUAUGAUUAAGUCAUGGAAGGCUGGAAAACCUACURAGCAAAUGGACGAGGACUCUGAAUUUCAAACAACCRAAAUUGAAAGAGAAAUUACAACAAMAAGAGCUGGAAUAGURCAAAAGCACAACGUUCACAAGGACAAUUYUGCCGUUUCAUCUCAUGAAGAAGAUGAAGAAAUUCGCUCAAAARCUGACCCAUUUUACCCUAAAACGAKCUCAAGCAACCGAAAAAAGAAGAUUAUAAGUCGUUUAAAAAUGCUGAAAAAGAAUAAAAAAUUGAUUUAUAGAAUGUUAAACAGAUUAUCAACAGCACCUGAAAACAAACCUGAUGACUUAUCAACYGGUAAAACAAGAAAGGUUUUUCUUUCUGGAACGAAAGAUAUCCAUCCAAAAAAUCAUGUAAAAUUUCGCUCACAUAAGACUUCAAAUUACUCAAGAAAUAUUCCACAGGGCAGUACUAGUAAAAGCAUUGUUUAUCMAACAACAACAAAAUAUCAACCUGACAAUUAUACUGGACAUAAGAAAGGGCAUAUUGCUGAMCAACAUAAGUCMCUUUAUCCGAAUUCUAAAAUGCUUGCAUUUUUAAAAAGAAAYAAGAGGCUGGAAUAUAAGCAAGGACUUUUGAAUGACUCAACAUUUUAUCGUGAAGUAAUGCCCGGAAAGGGUAAUCAUAAGAAUUCAGUWCUGCUACUUCAUGCUUCAGGUUUUACAUCAACUGUCUGGGUGAAUAUUGGGACAAUGCAAGUACUAGGCGAGUCAGGCUAUCGURCAGUAGCAAUAGACCUACCUGGUCACGGCAGAUCAUCUAAUACAACCAUCCCAUACUCCUCUGAUGAAAUCAUUGUAUACAUGAUCGAGUUGUUCCAGAACUUGGACKUCAUUACACCAGUAGUAGUAACACCAGCGAAGAGCGGUGAAUACCUCAUGCCUCUACUUAUGGAACAUCCAACUCUCCUUAGUGGCAUUGUAGCUAUCUCACCUACACAUACCAGCGACUACAGUACACGGUCGUACGAGCAAAUACCACUUCCRGUUCUUGUCUUACUGGGAAGAGAAGAUAAAACUAUGCUUAACUGGGCUUCACUGGACAAUCUAGAACAUUUGAAAAAUAAGAAGAUCUUUGCAAUCGCGAAUGCAACCACUCAUUGCUAUAUUCACCAACCAGUAACAUUUCAUAAGCUGGUUUUAAGGUUCCUUGGGAGCUUGCAAACGAUUCAGUAAUCUGGUUUCUAUCAUAUCCUUGAUGCUAGAAUAAACGUAUAAUGCUAACAUAAAGUAUAGUUUCUAUUCCGUAGGUAAAUCACAAAACAACUGCAUAUAUAACGUGACCUGCCAUAGCUAGUUAAAAACAAAAGGAUGCAAAGACAACCAACUACAUACUGGCUGUGAGUUUUUACAAAGAUUUCAAGACUUCAAAUGAGCAAACAAACACUGAGAAAAAUUAGAAGCACGCAUUUCUAAAAAGGAAAGAUAAAUUAACGAUGGAAAUCGUCCAAUAGUUUGGUUGUUAUCUAACUAGUUGCAUUGGACAAAUGCAAUCUGCUAUUGUUGAGAAUUCUCGACCAUUGAAAUUGUUAACUUUAAUUGAUAUUACUGUMAGUGGAAGCUGUCGUAUCCUCGGRAACGAUUUAUUUGUUUUAUUUUAUAACACCCGCAGCCCAACAUUAUCCAACAUGUUGUUUAAACAAUGCUAAAGAUGCUUUUGAUUCAACAAUAUUUAAAGAAGUAUUGGAUGAUCUUUCAAAAUCCUAKAGCAAACGCAGUGAAACCAUGAUUUAAAAUGUGGAUUCAUAUUCAUUGUGUUCUGGUUCAUUCAUGAUACUGACAAUUYGUCUCGAAAUAGCCGCUAYKUGUUAGUAUUUAUUUUGAUUUUUYUCAUGGUUUUCCUCCGUUUGCUCUAAAYCUUAUCUUUCUUCAAUAUCUAGAUAUUGACAAAAAAUAACUAAGUUUUAAGUCAACUAAAAGGAAAAUMAAAUAUGUUUCUUGUGCUACAACAUCUAUCCCUUGCCACAAACASCCCAUCGCUUGCCGCAAAAAGUCCAACUAUUCACCRAAGMUGAAGUAAUGGGACCGGUUGUGCGAAAGGUGGAUAACGUUAUUCACUUCAUAGAUUUAAUGCGAUUAAAUMCRCUAGAUAAGGACUUUAUCUCGUGAAUACGGCUCUUCACUCUUUGUAAAAUCCGCCCYUGUUGAAUAAUCACUAAGGCUGAGACAAGAAUAAUUCUUUUAAUGUAUGAGAAUCAUAAUCCCUUUAGUGCUACACGUGGUAAACCAUUUGGUCUUGUAUGAGUUUAUACUGCUUACUGUUCAU
Messenger RNA from Exaiptasia diaphana, 2511 nucleotides. RefSeq lists its product as uncharacterized. Lineage: Eukaryota; Metazoa; Cnidaria; Anthozoa; Actiniaria; Aiptasiidae. The transcript has 2 exons. Bases 15 to 1421 code for a protein of 468 amino acids. The record is from RefSeq and is a predicted model, not a curated record.